Messenger RNA from Nerophis ophidion (straightnose pipefish), 3467 nucleotides. Its product is annotated as protein TUNAR-like. The record is from RefSeq and is a predicted model, not a curated record. The transcript is spliced from 2 exons. NCBI's taxonomy places the organism in Eukaryota, Metazoa, Chordata, Actinopteri, Syngnathiformes, Syngnathidae. The coding region runs from base 587 to 802 and encodes 71 amino acids.
CAUCAGCGCGAGGUGACGGGUGCAUGCUGUCUUAAUCUUUUCACUUAAAGGGGGAUGAAAAAAAAACCAGAAGGGGGCCUGAAAAAAAAAAAAGGUGUCGGAUGCUUCAGAAGCAACACCUGAUCUCUCCUUUUGUUCACUGAGAGACACACAAAAAAAAGUUUGAUUAAAAAAAGUCCUUACAGCUCCACCAGGCAGACUGAAAGCGUUCUUUUUUUUUUCUGUUUGUUUGCAGAGCGGAGACAAAGAGGGAUGGAGGUGUUCACAUGAAACAGCUUUGCCCACCUCCACCCCGCAUCUGCCCGUCAUCCAUUCUUCAACUUGACAUCCUCCUUCCACCACUCAGACAAGGGGACCAAGAGGAGGAGGAGGAGGAGGAGGAGGAGGCGAGAAGAGUCUGUGGCACAUGCAGUUUUUAACGCUUCCAAGGCUGAGCGGGAAAGUGGCAGCAACUUCCACCAGCAGUGAGAUGAACGCUGGGGUGAGGAAGACCUGGACCACUCGGAUGGACCGUGGACCCCAUAAAGAGCUGAAAGAUGAGAGGGGUCCACCAUCACUUUAGUUGGGGAAGGUGUCCAUCUCCAGCAUGUCCAUGUUAUUCCUGAUACUUUGCAAGACUGGUCUGAGACACAAACUCCGGAUGCUUCCAGGGAAAAUGGUCAACACUGUCUACAGUGAUGAGGAGAAGGGAAUCCAAGACAGGGAAAGCAAAGAGGAGACCAUCUUGGCCAUGUUGGGCAUCAUUGGGACCAUUCUCAACCUGCUAGUCAUCAUCUUUGUCUACAUCUACACCACGUUGUAGAGCGCUCUGCUUUUGCAGCGCUGGACCGCCAAGCUGCGGCCAUGUGGACCAAUGAGGAGACAGGCAGAGGAGCGCGUUGGCGGACAGAAGCCAAGCCAUACAAACAUCCAGUUAGUUGGGACUUGUACAUAAUGCAUGAAGACUGCGGGCCGAUCAGGCUUUAAGGAGCAGCUUUUCUCCACUCAUGGACAUCAAAAGAUGGCAAAUACUUCUUUUUUAAUGAAUAUUAUUAAGUCAAAUAAAGCUGUAACGUGUGCUUUUAAUUCAACAUGCGGGUUUUGGGGCUUUUUCUAAAAAUAUUUUCUCAAUAAAACCUGUGUCUUUUUGACCAGACGUGUGUAAAAGAUCAGAUAUGAUCAUACAGUUGACUUUUAAAAUGUGGUCGUUUUUGUGCUAUAUUCUUGAGGAGAAAAAAAAAGUGUGUAAAUUUGUGUAAAACUUUGUUAAAAAGAGAUUUCAUGGAAUUUUAUGGAUAUAUCACUAAAUAUAUUUCAUUUCAUAUUUCAAGAACAAGGGAGAAUUUGAACUCGUUUAUAUAAGAAACAUUUUUUGACUACAUUUCACAUUACUAACAUUUUAUUUGUGAGUAAAUCAACAGCGCCUCUGCUGGUCCCAGCCCUGUACUGCAAUCAGUUUUGAGUGCAGUACAUGGCUGGCACCAGCAGAGGCGCUGUUGAUUUAGACAAUUUUUUAUUAAAGGCCUACUGAAAUUAGAUUUUCUUAUUUAAACGGGGAUAGCAGGUCCAUUCUAUGAGUCAUACUCGAUCAUUUUGCGAUAUUGCCAUAUUUUUGCUGAAAUGAUUUAGUAGAGAACAUCGACGAUAAAGUUCGCAACUUUUGGUCGCUAAUAAAAAGCUUUGCCUUCACGGGAAGUAUGUGCACGGGACGUCACCGGUGUGAGGGCUCCUCACAUUCUCACAUUGUUUAUAAUGUGAGCCACCAGCAGUAAGAGCAAUUCGGACAAUUUCCCCAUUAAUUUGAGCGAGGAUGAAAGAUUUGUGGAUGAGGAUAUUGAUAGUGAAGGACUAGAAAAAAAUAAAAUAAAAUAAAAAGCGACGGCUCCGGGCGGCGGCAGUGUGAGCGUUUCAGAUGAAAUUAGACACAUUUACUAGGAUAAUUCUGGAAGAUCCCUUAUCUGCUUAUUGUGUUACUAGCAUUUUAGUGAGAUUGUAAAGACAUACCUGAUAGUCAUAUGGCUGCGGUGAACACGCCAGUGUCUCAGAGAGAAGCCGAGGAGCUAAGCUCACAGCUGUCUUUUAUGACAGCUACUGCAGGAGGACGAAUAAUCCACUGUCUCCGGUAAGAUAUAUAUCACAAUUUUCCCAUCCAAAAACAUGCUGGAUGACGUAGACAAACAUGUUGGUUUGACCGCUCUGUGUUAAAGCUUCACAACAAACAAAGAAACAUCGGCUGUGUCUCGGUGCUAAAGGCAGCUGCCAACAGCAUUGGUCUUUAUAGUCUGCAUUAUUAAUUGAACAAAUUGCAAAAGAUUCAGCAACACAAACGUCCAAAUUACUGUGUAAUUAUGUGAUGAAAAGAGACGACUUUUAGCCGUAAGUGGUGCUGAGCUAGUAUGUCCCCUCCAACCAAUAACGUCACAAACAUACGCGUCAUCAUUCCGCGACGUUUUCAACCAGAAACUCCGUGGGAAAUUUAAUUUAGUAAACUAAACGGGCCGUAUUGGCAUCUGUUGCAAUGUUAAAAUUUCAUCAUUGAUAUAUAAACUAUCAGACUGCGUGGUCGGUAGUAGUGGGUUUCAGUAGGCCUUUAUAAGAAAAAUCAUACAAUUAAUUAAUUUUUCAAACUGAGACUCACUGGCCGUAGCUCAUUUUCUGUGAAGAACAUAUAUCAGAAUACAUAUUUAAUGACCACACACCAUACAAAAAUAAACCUACUCAGUGGCCUACUGGAUAGAGUGUCCUGAGAUCGGUAGGUCAUGAGUUCAAAACCCGGCCGAGUCAUACCAAAUACUAAAAAAAUGGGACUCAUUAGCUCUCUGCUUGGCACUAAGCAUCAAGGGCUGGAAUUGGGGGUUAAAUCACCAAAAUGAUUUCCGGGCACGGCCACCGCUGUUGCUCACUGCUCCCCUCACCUCCCAGUGGGUUGAGGGCGAUGGAUCAAAUGCAGAGGAUAAUCUCACCAUACCUAGUGUGUGUGACAAUCAUUGGUACUUUAACUUUUUUUUUUUUUUUAAUCAUCACUAAAACGACUUGGUGGUAGUUUAUCAUCUAUGUUUAGCAACAUUUAGUAACACAAUUCUAAAAUUGACCUGUGUUCGAAAAACAAACACUCCUAUUCAAGACUUGUUUUUGGAAAAAUGUUUCAGGGUUGUUUACAGUAAAAAAUCAAAUUUGCUUGCAUGUGUGAGUGUUAGGUAGAAAAGCGGUGACUUUCUUGGAGAACACUCAUUUGAUUUGCAAAAUAAAAAAAAGUCAGUUAGUUCUCGCAAAAAAACAAAUCCUGUCUUUUACUUGAGUCAAUAAGGUAUAUGUUUUUUAUAUUCAUGUAAAAGUCAUUGAAUUACUUUACAGAUGCUACUGAUGUGAUCCCAUUCCGGAUCACAUCUUGAGUUUAUGUUUAAGUCCCUUUUUGUGUUUUGCUUAUUUCUGGACUCCGCCGAUCCCUUUGUUUUCAUUUGUCACCAUGGCGACUUAAUUUUCUCCUC